Molecule: messenger RNA, 342 nt
Organism: Soboliphyme baturini
Lineage: Eukaryota; Metazoa; Nematoda; Enoplea; Dioctophymatida; Soboliphymatidae
Source: the annotation of a GenBank genome assembly
AUGGAGGAACACAUGCGUCCGCUAGCUGAAUCAGUGCAGCUAGCAUCGUCAUCGUCGGUUUCAGGACGACGUCAAACGGGUCAGCCGGAGGAAAACAAUUACGGCGUUCGGCGUUUGUUCGGUAAGUUCAAAAUGAGGUAUAAUGAACGGGCGACUGAAGCGUACACCGUUAGCCGUUGCUCGUUUUCAACUCUCGUUUCGAUUUCCAAUUUCCUGCCUCGGAUUCGACCAUCGUCGAACCGUUUCCGUCUGCUCGCAAUGCUCGACAUUCACCUCGCUGGACUUCUGAGACCGGAUAUUCGGCCACAAAGGAAAUUGUACCUCUCCGGCGAGGCUCAGUGA